This is a messenger RNA of Lodderomyces jiufengensis, 2685 nucleotides long. It is a transcript of the gene STE13, whose product is annotated as Ste13p. NCBI's taxonomy places the organism in Eukaryota, Fungi, Ascomycota, Pichiomycetes, Serinales, Debaryomycetaceae. Gene Ontology annotation, molecular function: dipeptidyl-peptidase activity; serine-type peptidase activity. Gene Ontology annotation, biological process: proteolysis. The transcript has a single exon. The record is from RefSeq and is a predicted model, not a curated record. The coding region runs from base 1 to 2685 and encodes 894 amino acids.
AUGUUUUCAUUUUUCAAAUCUCGACGUAAGUCAGAACAAUAUGAAAUGGUUGAUCAAAAUAUAUCAGAAGAAAAUACUACUCCAUCAAGGUCGUCAAGUGAUUCACAAUCUUCAAUAGUGUUUGAAGAUAUAGAGAAUUUUACAAACAAGACAGAAAAAGAAGCAAAUGAUUUUUAUAAUGAUCCAAUUUUCCAAUCAAUACUACAGAGAUAUAGAAAUCAAGGGAUAAGUAAAAAAAUUGUUAGUAUUAUUCUGGUGGUGUGUGUAAUUUUAUGGGUUGUCGGAGUCAUGAUGUACUCACAAUUAAGUCCUAGACAAAUACUAGACAAAACUAAAUGGCAAACAAAUAUAAGCAUAAAUGGGGAGAAUAUUACAUUGAAUGAAUAUAACUCACAAUAUAAAAAUAUAACUUUUGAAUAUUGGAGGAAUGGAGAGUUUGUUGCAUAUGAAGAAAGUAUAACGUGGUUGAACCCAAACCAAUACCCAAAAGAAAACGCUGGAGGUUAUUAUUUGACAAAAAGACCAGAUCAAGUACUAAUAAAACAAAUAAAUUCAGAAUUUGAAGAUACAAUAGUUAAAUCAAAAGAAUUUGCAUAUGAGAAUAAUUUUUUCUACAUUUCAGAUAUCAUCAUCAACCCAGCAAGAUCAAUUGAAGAAUUGAAUAAUGAUCAUAUAAUCAUUACUGAUAAAUUAGAUCAGUGGAGACAUCUGUCAUUUGCAUUAUAUUGGAUAUAUAAUCCAAUACUAGCUACGUACACCCCCAUACAACCUCCAAAUACAAAACUGAACGUCUUGAAUAAACUACAUUAUGCUGAUUUUUCACCUGAUGGAAAAUACAUACUAUUUGCAUUUGAACAUAAUUUAUACAUUCUAGAAGUAUCUACAAAAGAAGUACAUCAAAUCACAAAUGAUGGAUCACCAAAUAUUUUUAAUGGGAAACCAGAUUGGGUAUAUGAGGAAGAAGUUGCCGCUAGUGAUAGAUUAAUAUGGUGGUCACCAGAUUCUUCAAAAUUGAUAUUUGCAAAAUUAAAUGAUACAGAAGUUGAAGAAAUAAAUAUUGAUUAUUACAUAAAACAAAAUACCGAUAUUGGUAUGCAAUAUCAACAACUGGAUGAAAAACAAUUUGAAAGCACUGAUCAAUAUCCUAUAAAAACUUCUUUAAAAUACCCAAAACCUGGGACAAACAUACCGAUUAUUUCACUUUUCAUAUAUGAUAUUAAUACCAAGAAUGUUGAAUCUUUGCUGGACAAAGAUCAAGCAUUAGGUAAAGAUUUUAUACUAUAUCAAGCUAUAUGGGUAGACAAUGAAAGUUUUUUAAUGAAACAAACUGAUAGAACAAGUAAGAUGUAUACUAAGAAAGUUUACAAUGCCAAUUCUAAGGAUAUAAAUUUGGUGAAAUCAUUUAAUGCAACUGAUGAAUAUGGUGGAUGGGUUGAAAAAAUGAAACCAAUUACUUUGACAGCUAAUGGUAAAUACAUUGAUAAUUAUGUUGUAAAUGGUGUUAAUUAUCUAGCUAUAUUUGACAGUGCAUCAAGUGCUGAACCAACAAAAAUUUUUGAUAAAUAUCCAGCUAUUAGUGAAGGAACUUUUGAUAAACAACACAACAGUAUAUAUUUUUUAACCUCAUUUAAAAGUGCAAUGGAUUCUCAUUUAGUUGGGUUCGAUUUAACAAAAAAUGAAUAUACUGAAUUUACCACCACCAAAGAAGAUGGAUUUUAUAAUGCAAAAUUUUCACAAAAUGGUCAAUUUUUAAGUUUAAAAUAUGAUGGAGCAAAUCAACCUUGGCAAAGGUUAAUAAGUAUGGCUGAAUUACACGAACAAGAACAAGAUGGUAUUGAGCAUACAAUAUUAAAACAGCCAAUUAUUAAUUUUAUGGAUGUCACCCUGAAAAAAUUACAAAACACUAAUAUACCAACCACCACAUAUAAUGAAAUUAAAUUAAAGAAAGAAGAUAUAUCCUUAAGUGUUCAAACAAUUCUCCCACCAGGAUUUGAUCCCAAGCGAAAAUACCCAUUAGUGGUUCAUGCAUAUGGAGGACCAGGUUCACAAAAAGUUCAAAAACAAUAUGAUUUAGGAUUUUUAAAUGUUGCAAGUUCACAAUUGAAUGCGGUUAUAUUGGUGAUUGAUCCAAGAGGCACAGGUGGAAAAGAUUGGAAAUUCAAAUCAUAUGCAAAUAAUAAUAUAGGAUUUUGGGAACCAAGAGAUAUAAAAUUAAUAACCUCCGAGUUUAUAUCAGCUAAUAAGUUUAUUUCUAAAUCAAAAGUUGCAAUGUGGGGCUGGUCAUAUGGAGGAUUUACUACCUUAAAGACUUUAGAAUAUGAUAAUGGUGAAAUUUUCAAAUAUGGAAUUGCAGUAGCACCAGUCACAAAUUGGUUAUUUUAUGAUGCUAUAUAUACUGAAAGAUAUAUGAAUAAACCACAAACAAAUCCAAGUUACGAAGAAGCUAGAAUUAACAAUGUUAAAAAUUUCAAAAACGUCCAGAGAUUAUUAAUAAUGCAUGGAUCAGCUGAUGAUAAUGUUCAUUUACAAAAUUCAAUGUAUUUAAUGGAUAAAUUUAAUUUAGCUGGAGUUGAUAAUUAUGAUUUUCAUUUAUUUCCAGAUAGUGAUCAUAAUAUAAAUUACCACGAGGGAAAUUCAUUUAUUUUUAGAAAAAUUCUAGAUUGGUUGCAAAAUAAUUUUCGCUAG